AUGGGCCCUGCCCGCUGAAGGAAGCACGACAAUGUGAAAUUGGCGCUUCAGGGUUGGGAGAUUGAGGAAAAGUUUAGGCAGAUGGUGGGAAAAGGAAAAGAAGUAGAGCUGAAAAGGAUAGACCUGGCAAUAAAACGGUUCCACAAGAAGGUGCUAGUAGCAAGAGCAAAAGAAAACCAAAGGAAUGAGGAUGAAAUAAAAGAAACUGAAAAAAGAUAA
Molecule: messenger RNA, 219 nt
Organism: Blepharisma stoltei
Lineage: Eukaryota; Ciliophora; Heterotrichea; Heterotrichida; Blepharismidae
Source: the annotation of a GenBank genome assembly